Glarea lozoyensis ATCC 20868 is the source of this 6384-nucleotide messenger RNA. RefSeq names its product MFS general substrate transporter. Lineage: Eukaryota; Fungi; Ascomycota; Leotiomycetes; Helotiales; Helotiaceae. Gene Ontology annotation, biological process: transmembrane transport. The transcript is spliced from 3 exons. The coding region runs from base 1 to 6384 and encodes 2127 amino acids. The record is from RefSeq and is a predicted model, not a curated record. Gene Ontology annotation, molecular function: transmembrane transporter activity.
AUGUUCAAUCCAGCUGAGGGACCGCUCGGAGGGAGUCCCACUCCAAGAGCAGCUUCAGCAAUCCCCUCGACACCAUUAAGUACUCCAACUAUCCGCCGAGUCGACGGCGAUAUCCUGUCUCGAAUUCGAUCUCUACUCCUAGCUCGCAACGGGCCCGAGAUACCAAGAACUCCUUUCCCCUCGGAUGAAACACCAGAUCGUAGCUCAGAGGACUCGACCCUGAAUCUCGUGGUCACUAGGAAGCUUGCUAUUGCCGCUCGAAGAGAAAAGAGGUUGAGUCUCCCAGAUUCGCAGAGAGCUUCCACAACCAGUGCUAGCCCUAGUAUGGACAUAUUUGGCACGCAGAAAAAUCAAGACCCGGAACCACCAGUUCUUGGAUUUCCGUUCUCGUCCCUCCGAUCUUCGGGUUCGGCAAAUGACGUUCGAGAAGCUUUCAACCAAGACGUAACAGUCGAUGUCUCGAAUCUCACAGAUGGACCUUCUUCGUUACCAGGCCAGAAAAAGCCACGACUGAAAUUGGUUCUAGCAGAUAAAGCCAAAAAUAAAGAUCCAGAGCUGGUAUCAUGUGUUGAAAUCAGCUCCAACAUACCCGAGAAUGAUGCAGAAAUUCACGAGGAGGAGUUGACGUGCUGCCCACCAUGUUCUCCUCCAGAAUCAUUGCCUUCGAAAUAUAUAAUCAGUGAUGGCGAGUGGCCAAAGACGAUUGAAGCUGAGAGAUCCGAUCUUGCUUGUUUCCUUGCCGGGUGUCCUCCAGGCGAGACCAAUUGCGCAAGACAUCCAAGUCCGCGUCGUGCACAAUCAACAUCACUUUUGGAUCACCGAAGCAGACCUCAAGAUCUGGUAGCGAUUGGUAAGGACCCGACGUCUGACCUCGAUCGCAUUAUUGCCGAAAAUAGCAAUAGAAGAAGCAAGAAAUCCAGGACAGACGAUAACUUUUCGGCGCCGAAAAGUAAGUCCGGGGGCAGCGGUACUUCUAGCGAUGCGUUUCCACAUGUUACCCAGUCCCAGAGACUCGCGGCGAGGAAGUCAAGUCAGCCAACCUUCUCGACAACCAUCUUCACAAAUUUCAAUCUCCCGGGUCCAAAGAACAAAAGACCAUCAAAAUUUAGAGAGGAGCGCAAAUCCGCACAAAUUCCCCCGCAAGAGCUUACAGGAGAACUUGCUGAUAUCAAGCCUCUGGAAAUGAAAACUCUUCCUGACGUGAAACCGUACAAGAAAGAACCGAAGACGGACGACCGACCUAUUUUCCCUCGAAAGCGAUCGGAAGUUUCAAUCAAGCCAAAAAAUUACACAGAAUCCCUAUUUUCUGUUACUUCUAAAGCGUCCAGCAAGCGUCACGCUUUACUUAAACCAUCAGCGUCGGAAGUUGGGCCAGCUGAUUUAGGAGCUCCGACCCCACCAGUAUUGUCGACAAUACCUAGCAUUGGAGACCAACUAGACACUUUUAUACCGGAUCCAGAGCCGGAGCCAGAAGCAGACCAACUUGCUAAUACCGACAUUCCAGGGACAACAGCGAUCGACCCUGACCGGGAGCUAAGUGCAAAAAUCGAUAAAACACUUCGGGAGGUAGGCCCAGGUGCGGUUGCGGGCCACUUGACCAAUCUACAGAAGACCAUCGAAUUAGUCGACAACGUGAGUCAGAGAGUUCAAGAUGCUAAGCAAAAUGUCCAAAACGGAGGUGCAAACGUAGGCAAGCGAGAUAUAAAUUCUCCACCAUCUGAAGCCAACCCGGUGGAUGCAGCUUACUGGGGUUUCAGUCCGGCAGUGAAGGGAGCUGUCGAGGAUGCAGUCCAGGUCGCAGUGCGCAACGCAGUUCAGGAGGCCAAGGUUCCACAUGGGAUGCCAAAAAAUCAGGCAGCAGAGGUUUACCGCUUGCUUAUGGCGGAUUCGCUCUCCCACGCUGCGAAAAACGCUGAUGAUUAUCUGAAGCGGCCCUCUCUUUGGAACAGCCCAGAUUCAUCUCAAGCUGCCCAACAAACAUUGACGCCGAUAGCGAGCACGAACAAGAUCGAUAUAAUUCAAAGACCAAAGAAUGCUUUCCAACCAGGAAAUGAUUUGGAAACUAUACCACUCGACCUCAACUCAAUAGUGUCACCAGAGAACCAAAAGCUAGGUCAACCAAACCCCCGAAAGUCAUUCCAGAUCCUGGGAUCCGGUAAUCCACCACGUAUAAAUCCAGACGCAACGCUUGGGGGUCGCAAGCAUUCAUUUGACCUUCUUGUCCCACAAGAAAGACUCAAUCUCCAAUCUGUAGCAUCAUCGGAAUCUCCACGUGCCAGGUAUCCUCUAGCAGAGUCGGCCAUCAGUGCCCUCCCUUCUCGGAAGGCUUUAGACCCACUUGAUGAUAGAAGUACCGUCUCAAACAUACCUCCCGGAAGACAGCUUGCGCGGAAGAAUACGGUUCAUUGGCUUCGAGAAUUACUCUCCAGCAAAGGCCCCUAUGAGCCGCGCUUGACUGCUCUGCCGCCGAGAACAAGAAGAGCUAAUAACAAUUCAUCCAGUCGUGCGAGAUCGCAAACAGUCCCAUCAGGAAAUGCGCACACAGCCAACUUAGAACGAGGGCAAGAUUUUGAGGCUGAAACAACGAUUGUUCCUGAGAAUUUCACGAGGACAAUUGAUGACCUCGAGCAGCUGCUCAACGAAGCGCUCAUCAUCGCUCAACUAGCUGCACAAAAAGAUGACGCCAAGGGAAUGCCAAAGAUUUUGGAGCACGCAGCGAAGAUCCUGAAGAAUGGCCGUAAGGGUCUUUCCGAAGGUUACCAGCCACGAAGGAAUAACGUACGCUCAAGACGUACCGACACAUACUCUGGCGAGGACUCCGAGCUUGGAAGCAUGCACGAGAGUUUGAGAAGCUAUUCUGUUGUGACAGAUUCGGAUAUAGAAAGUGAUGUCGACCGAUAUGCAGAUCGUGCACCGAUUCUAUACCACGACCAGCAUGGCAGAAGCAUUGAGAUACCACCUAAGAAACCUACACGCAAACAGACCGGAAGGGCGACACCUUACAGGCCUUACAAGGAGAGGAACUCGCUCUCACGGGAUUCAGUGAAUGCAGAUGUUCCGCUGAUGGCCAGUGACGAGAACUUCCAGAAGUUCAAACCCACUGAACCAAAGGCAUCAGCAAAACAAUCUAAUUUUCGCCGCUCCGAUACGAAAUCUGUAGUAACUAAUGAUGAUCUGGAUCCUCCGGAAGCCCUUGGGUUGCUGAUUGGUUCUGGGCCAGCGCCCGAGUUUUAUAAUCCUGAGCCGUUCAGAUCACCCACGAGUACCGGAACGGCCCGGAGAUUUGAGCCUGAGCGGUCUCCAAGACGUCUCAGCCCUACAAAGCAGCAGGUGCCUACGAUAGUCACGGACGAUCAAUGCCCAAUUCCUUUGCCUCAUAGCAGAAACCUCUCGGGGCCAUGCCCUAGUCAAGGGCACUCGGAUGAUGACCACGAGGCUGUCAGGUCAAGACUUGCGGCGAACGAGGUUCCUAACAAGCGAGAGGUACGUGAACAUAUUGAAACCUUCCGUAACCCACCGAUACAUCCCAGGGAAAGCUCCUUAGCUCUCAAUAAAAAAGCUGAACAAGCACAGAACGAGGCCGAGGGCUAUCAGUUGAGACCGGGUCAAACGUACGAUUGGCAGGAUGUCGAUCAAGCGUUCGUUCAACCGUGCAAAUUGAAGGACAAGAGGACGUCAACUCUGGAACGAUCCGUGCCGUGUACAUCCAGUAUGGACGGCUCUGAAGAUUCAAGUGGACAGGUAGAUUUCUCUGUUGGCUAUGUCGCCCGUGGUGCCUCUGCAAAGGCGAAGAUAGGUUCGCGCCAAUUACAGCAGAAUCAAUAUGUCCACCAGGCAGCCGGAGGCUCAUAUGACAACCGGGGCUAUUCCAGAGCACCAUACGACAACCGACAGGACGAUUCGAGACAGACAGAUGAAUAUCGUGAGUACCCGUCUAGAGAUUUAAAUGACAAUGGAGGCUAUCAGACUGGGGGUGGUGGCGCUGGAGGAGGAGGUGGGAACGGAGGUGGAAAUAGAGGCGGUGGGUAUCCUCCAAACUCUGAUGACAAUGGAGGCGAUCCGGGCGAGGAAAGGCCACAAGCUGGGUACGAGUUGAGGGACGAGCCAGAUCGAAAUCUCCCGCAAACUCAGAAAGCUCGACGGCGUAAGCAUGGCAAUUCCACCGAGUUCGUACUCAAAGGUAAGAACCAUCUAAGUCUGCGAUCCAAUCAACACAAAGGAUUCAGCUUUGCGAAGUCCCACAAGAAGCCUAAGAUUGCUAGAGACUGGCAACUCACUCGAAAAAGAUUCUGCGCUACUGUAGCUUGUAUCAGUACAGCGUUGGUCGGAAUUCUUGUUGGAAUAUAUGCCGGAGAGGUCCCUGCAAUUCAGUACUACAUUGUCGAUUUCCAUCACUAUACCGUACUGGGGAAUGUCUUCUUCUACCUCGGCCUAGCUAUACCAACCUUCUUCUGCUGGCCGCUACCCUUGCUUCAUGGUAGGAAACCAUAUAUUCUCGGUUCCAUGGCUCUGGCGAUGCCUCUGCUGUUUCCACAAGCUGUUGCAGUGGGCUCUAUCCGGUCGCCCUAUGUCAGAUAUUGGAGAAUCGGGUUGAUAGCUCCUCGAGCUCUAAUGGGCUUUUGCCUGGGUUUCGCAAACAUAAACUUCAAAUCAACUCUCACGGAUCUCUUCGGCGCCUCUCUACAAUCUGAAAACCCGCAUCAAGAAAUCGUCGAUGAGAACGACGUGCGACGCCAUGGCGGUGGCUUAGGAGUAUGGCUAGGUUUGUGGACGUGGUCCGCGAUGGGGUCGAUCGGACUCGGUUUUAUGAUCGGUGCUGUAAUCAUCAAUCACAUGCCACCGGCCUGGGGGUUCUAUGUGAGCAUCUUCAUCAUUGCCUGCGUAUUGUUUCUUAAUAUCAUCACACCCGAAGUCAGACGUUCUGCAUUCAGAAGAUCUGUUGCCGAAGUCAAGAAUGGCGAAAAGGUCUCUCGCCGGCUAGCGCGAGGUGAGGUCAAAAUGCACAUGGUUCAAACAGGACCCAAAUGGUGGGGUGAAGAGUUUCAUUACGGGAUAAUUCUCUCCAUGCGCAUGAUGACUCAGCCUGGUUUUCUCAUUAUGGCUGUAUAUGUGGGUUGGAUGUAUGCACAAAUUGUGCUAAUCAUUAUCCUCUUGGGUUCUCUGAUGUCCAACAAGUACAAGUUCAUAUCUCCCCUUGUUGGUCUGAGUGUGAUGGUCGUACCAGUAGGGGCCAUGCUUGCUAUCCCCUUUCAGAAAGCCUCGAUUUUCAGUCGAUCACGGUCUAAAGAUGACACUGCCGACGACGAUACGUAUAAGAAGCAGAAGCUGUCAUGGUCUGAUCAUAUGGUUCGGCGUGCAAUCUUUGUCUUGACUCUGCCAUUCGCUGGUCUUGCAUACACCCUCUCAUCAACAGGUCCCCCCGUAUAUUUUCUUGUGCCUAUUUUGUUCGCUGGAUUGAUAGGAUUUCUUUCGAACCUGGCCAUGGCAGAAUGUCAUGGAAUUCUUAUGGAAACAUUCGAUACCUCGGAUCUCUCUCCUGGGAUGGCUGGUCGUGCUCGAGGAUCCGCCGGAGACAAAGCGAAAGGAAAAAGAACCAAUUACUCGUCAUUCCCUCGCGUGCAAUCUGCAUUUGCGAUCACGCAAGCUAUUGGUUACAUUUUCUCAGCGAUCUCCAUUGGGAUUGGAGGUUCCGUAACAAGACAGCUUGGACAACAAGCAGCAACCGGGGUAUUUGCCGGAAUUCUCUUGAUACUUUCAAUCUUGCUUUUGCUUGUUUUGGUACGCAUCAAAGAUGUACAAAUCAUCCCCGAUGCGAAAAAAGAUGACAUGUCGAGAUGGAAGAACGCUCGAAAGACCUCUGCCUUCAUGCGUGCCCAGGGGGCUGAGGUGGAGGAACCAUGGCGACCAAUCAUCAUUGGAAACCCGACACAUCAUACAAGAAGAGUGAACAUUUUGGAAAUGGGAAGCCUGACCCGAUGGGAAGAAAUCCGUAGGAAGAAUCGAUUGGUGGACGCAAAUAGUCUCGAGGCUAUGCAUCCAAAUCUCGUAGUGAUUGAGGAUGUUGAGGAAAGAUUCUUUGGCAAAAAACCACCGCCGCCACCACGUCAGAUGAGCCAACAACCACCACCACUACAGGCUCAGGACGACCCAAGACCAAGUCGGGGAUACCAAAGGGGUCCCAGUGACAAUCAAGGUUAUGUUUUGAACCCCGACAACGAUCGCUACGCCCACCCAGAUAUUCAGCGGAGCUACUCCAGAAAUCCAGAGGAUCAGUUAAUGUUUACGGGCAAUGAUCUAGGAGACCGACGUGAUAGCCGCCGACUGCCCAUUGAGCCUCCGGCGGGAAACGACGUGGCGCGGAGAAGGGCGACGAGAAGAGAGUAA